Histoplasma mississippiense is the source of this 1215-nucleotide messenger RNA. RefSeq lists its product with no specific name. Gene Ontology annotation, cellular component: actin cortical patch. The transcript is spliced from 3 exons. Lineage: Eukaryota; Fungi; Ascomycota; Eurotiomycetes; Onygenales; Ajellomycetaceae. Gene Ontology annotation, molecular function: ubiquitin binding; phosphatidylinositol binding. The record is from RefSeq and is a predicted model, not a curated record. The coding region runs from base 1 to 1215 and encodes 404 amino acids. Gene Ontology annotation, biological process: endocytosis; actin cortical patch localization; actin filament organization.
AUGGAUAUCGUUCUUUUGUGGACGCAGAAGCCAUAUUCGGCCAUCACUCUUCACAUUGACAGACUCACAAGUGAAGAAUAUGACAUCGACGACUCGAGUGGGGUCGUAGACCUAAUCGAAGUGGUCCGUCUACAAGCGACAGGUCCAAGUGAGGCCAGUAGAGCCCUACGGAAGAAAUUGAAAUAUGGAUCCGUGCAUCGCCAGUUAAGGGCUCUUACAAUCCUAGACUUCAUUUUCCAGAACACUCCCACCAGAUAUCUCCGCGGCUUCACCGAUGAGCCACUCCUCGAACGUCUCCGAGUCGCAGCCACAGAUCCUGUUUCAGACCAAGAAGUUAAGGACAAAUGCAGGCAACUGUUUUUGCAGUGGUCCUCCUCCUUCAAUGGAGUGGCCGGUAUGGAACGGAUUGCUACCCUUCACAAACAACUCCCGCAACGGAAAAAGCCGAUGAACCGACAGCAAUCCAAAGUCCUCAAGGAAACUGAAGCGCAAUCCGAAUCGCCAAUAGGCCAUUCCGUAUCCAUUUCUGCAGGCAAUGGACCCGCUACUAUUUUGUCGUCUCCCACAUCUUCAAAGACUUCUAGACCAAGUCGAUCGAGUAUCUCCAAGAUAGCGAAAGACAGGUCCCAUCGCGGAAAUCCAUUCAAUCUUGAGAAAGAGAGGCCAGAAAUUAUGCGAACCAUUGCAUCUGCAUCUGUGGCAGGAACUAAUCUCCUGAAUUCGCUUAAACUGGUCAACCGCGAGAAUCAACGCGUGAGUGAGAACACAGAAGUAAUGAGUCAAUUCGAUUCUUGCAAAAAUCUGCGACGACAAAUAUUGAGAUAUAUCCAACAUGUCGAAAGCGACGAGUUUCUAGGAAGUCUCAUUCACGCAAAUGACGAGCUAGUAAAUGCGCUUAUGGCCUUUGAAGUUCUCGACAAAAGUGUCGAUGAUGAUAGUGACAGUGAGAGCGAAGGCGGAAGGGGCAUUGACGACGGGUUUGCGGGGCUUGACCUUGAUGGGUCUACCAAGCCUCCUCCGCGGCCUGCAAAACCCACCAACUUCUCGUACAGUGCCCGAUCAUCGGCAGCACACGGCAAACAACGGGAAUCAGAUAGUCUCAGUGAAGAAUCAGAAGAAGAGGAAGACGAUGAUGAAGACAAUCCGUUCGGGGACAGGAAUGCAGUAAAGACUCCCGGCAUUGAACAGUCUGGACUUACUUGGCGAGAAGUUUGA